AGCAGCACCUUCAGACUUGGUUGCACCUUCAGGAAGAUGUGUACGGUCGCGUGUAUGGGGUUAUAACUAUUCAGUCAAUCAAUUUACUAUUAUUUAUGUAUUUAUUAUGUAAACCUUAUGGUAUAUGAAUAUCUUAAGGCCAAUAAUGCACCUUAGUAGACACUGUAGCACCAUUCUAUGCUUGGUAGCACCUUCACUGAUUGCACCUUCAGAGUAGGUAGCACCUUCACGGUCUGGUAGCACCUUCACAGUGCACCUUCUGAGGACUUGCCUUGCACCUUCACUAUGACUGUGCAUUAUUAGGUACUGUAUAUUUCUAGGGGUAAGCCUAUUAAAUGAGGCAUUAGGGGUAACUAUACAUUGUAUAUUUGUUGAUUAUUGUGCUUGUUAAUAAAUGCUUUAAAUUUAUAUCUGUCUUUGUUUGUCUGUUCUGGUCUGUUUAACAACUGGGGACAAAAGAUCCACAAAAAGUUGUUUUCUCUAGCCUUACGGGCUGGGCGGCAACAUUGGUGUCAGAAGUGGGAUCUUCAUAUUUUGUCAUUCAGUGAACAGUCAGAGCAGAAAACUUAACAGAUUAACAAGCCAAACAGCAAAUGCAAUGUAUACAUAGAUGUUUGAUAACAUGCUUUCCUGGUAACACCUGACAAAGCCAGAGCAGUCAUUUAAAGAUAUUUAUUUUGUAAUUAACAAGAACAAAAAUGGAUGACUCUGAGGUGUUCUUUGGCCGUAAUCUGUUGAUUGGCAUGGAUGAAAAUGCUAGUACACAUGAAGGUGAUGAUACUGAGGUGCAGAUGAGCUCUAGUUGUCCCAUUGAGGAUGCUGAAAUUGUUGUACCAGAUAGAGAAACUGUAUCUGAAAAUAGAAAUGUAGAGAACAUUAAAUGCAGGGCAGAUAAAGGUGAAUUAAAAGAACAAAUCAAUAAUCUAAGAGCAGUUCUUGAAGAUUUAGAAAAUAAAGUACAAGAUGCAGAGAUAGGUGUUGAAGAUGAUCGUGGUGAUCACAUAAUGGGUUCUAGGCAUAGCACACCGUUAAACAAUGACCGAAAUAGGAAUGAUAACCGUACAAAUUCAUUUCCGAGUGUACCUUUCCAAUCAAAACAUGCUGCAGUAAAUAAGGUUUUAAUGAAGCCACAGCAGUAUGACGGGUGCGAAGACUUUGAGGAAUAUAUCUCGCAGUUUGAAAUCUUAGCGGAACUAAACAAUUGGUCAUAUGCUUCUAAAUCACUGUAUUUAGCUGGUAGUUUAUCUGGAAGUGCCCGUGCAGUUCUGAGCGAGUUAGAUGAAACCAGUCGUAGAGAUUUCAAAUCUUUAGUUGAAGCCUUGAAAUUUAGAUUUGGUUCUGCAGAAAAAGCGGAAUUAUUUCGAGCUCAAUUACAAACUCGUGUACGUGCUAAAGAGGAAUCAAUUCCGGAAUUAGCUCAAUCAAUAAGGAGACUGACACGACGUGCCUACCCGACUGCUGACUCCAAAUUAGUAGGGACUCUAGCACUGGAAAAUUUCAUUGAAUCAAUUCCAGACGCUGACAUAAGACUGCGACUAAAGGAGUCAAGACCAAGAGACAUAAAUGAAGCAGAAAUCCAAGCAGUUAGACUUGAGACCCAUCGACUUGCAGAUAAGCAAAGGAGUAGACCUACACGCACAGUCUGUAGUACUACGGCUGACAGCACACAAAAACCCACUUGUGAAACUGACAGCACUGCCUCCUUGCUUCAGGGAUUCAAAGAUGAGCUUAGCUCUCUCACAAAGGAAAUUAAGGCCUUGGUGAAAUUACAGAAGCAGUCUGACAGUAAAACAAAAGUAGACUCAAAUAAAGGGGGAAAUAAACAAACUCAGUCAAAUAACCACCAAAGGGGAUGGAACCCGAGUGGUAAUUCAAAUAGAAAAUGGUCCAACCAGAAAGGGGGAAACUCCAAUGGGUGGUACAAUGGAAACAUCAACCAGGGAAACCAAGUUCAGUCGUAG
Molecule: messenger RNA, 1961 nt
Organism: Pecten maximus
Lineage: Eukaryota; Metazoa; Mollusca; Bivalvia; Pectinida; Pectinidae
Exons: 1
Coding region: 699-1961 (420 amino acids)
Source: RefSeq, a predicted model, not a curated record